CGUAAACGAGGACCACCUGAUCGGACUAAAUGGAAGCAGCGGAGGAAACUCUCACUUACCGAGAUGACACCGGACUUCACAAGAAGCUGCUCCCGGAGGAGAAGGGUAAGGGUCUCACCGAAACCAAAAGCGACGAAUCCAACUAUGUGGAUCUGGACAUGAAACCGGACGGCGCAAAAACAGUGAAAGUGUCUUUCACCGGCGAAGGAAACCAGCUGUCCGUUAUUAAAUGUGACAGUUCGAAGCAGGGGGAGCAUGACAAGGAGGACAAAAUCAUUUCAGAGGACUUGGAAGAGCGGUCAGAGGACGAGCGGGCCACCGGCGAAGGGCCUGUUUCGGGUGAGCCGCCCUUGGAAACUCUGACCAAACUUCCCAGCACCGAUCAGGACUCGGAAAAUGAGAAACAACGCCAGAACGAGCUCGACCCCAGUGACUGCAGCGAACAUGUGUUCAGUGAGAACGAUGAGCUGCAGUACACGGACAUGUAUCUGAACAGCAAAACGGAGUCUGAUGACGGUGCCAGCGCGGUGCUGUCCGACCACUGCGGCUCCGACACCGUGGAGGACGAGUCUCACUAUAUCACCACGCACGAAAUCCAACUGACCGAACUGGACCACGACGUAGAUUACGAUCUAGGCCGCGGGACCUGCUGGGAAUUCGAAGACGACAAUUUGGUUUAUUCCUUUGUGGAUUAUGCCUCGUUUGAGAGUGAUGAAACGCAGGAGGGAACUUUGAUACUGGAGGGCAAGAGUCAGGCGAAAGUGCAGUCUAAUCUUGGUGGAGCAGUUGUCAGCACCGAGCAGGACGAGAGUGAUCUUUGUGACUCGGACAAAUGCGCCAGCUCAGAUGAAAGUUUGUGCAAAAACCACAGCGGGGACCCAAAUGCGGGGAAAAUCCGUUUAUCAAUAAAAACCUCCUCCAGGGCGGUGAACGAGCCGCUCGGUGUCUUUGACAGCAGCACCUGUGGCUACACAAAACGCACCGCAGACAGGAGCCACUUCUCCUUUGUGAGCUCUGGCGCCAGAGCGGGGCCCUUGUGCGAUAGAGCACAGUAUUUCAUCCCUGCUCCGGGACGUCAGCACCUUGCAACCAAACUAAGACGGAAAGAUAUUAAUGAGUAUUCCAGCGGAGCCUCCAGCUCCAUCAGUGAGCUGGACGACGCUGAUAAAGAGGUGCGUAAUUUAACCGCCAAAUCUUUCCGCAGCCUGGCAUGUCCAUACUUUGAUGCCAUUAAUCUCAGCACCUCUAGUGAGUCCUCUAUUUCGGAAUAUGGGCUUAAUAAAUGGUCGGCUUAUGUGGACUGGAAUUAUGGAAAUAUAGCACGGGGUAAAGAACGCAGCGUCAUUGCGCACAAAACAACCAGCGCGACUUUGGAAAUGAAUAACACGGUGGAGAGUAAGAGGCAUGGUAAGUCAGUUACCAACACGAAAGGUCCUCAAAACAAAAUUUACACACAGAAUAAGAGGACACCCUCUUUACAGUCAUCUUCCAGUAGUAAAAAUGUCGAACUGAAAGGUCCUGUUGAGUCAAAGCAGCGCGGAGUCACGCUCAAUUUUCGCUGUAACGUUGAAACAGGGGUGUCUGAAGGUGCGAGGCGUCCAAAGUGUUCUAGUGCCCGAUCCAAGGCAGUUACUGGGACUGUGUUGGCUAGGUCAGGGUGUGAAAUGCAAUAUCAUCAAACAGACGGCAUGGGGGACACGCAUAAAAGAGCAGUUUUUGCUUCGAGUCUACUGAAAAAUGUCAUUUCCAAAAAGAUGCAGUUCGAGCAAGAACGCAAAAUGGAGAGGGGUGAAAUUCGUGACACUUACCCCGCUCUCUCCCCGUGUUUUCAAUUCAAAGAUCAUGAUGUGAUGAGAGGAAAGAAUCUGGGCAGAGGCGUGCAAAGGCAAACCUCAGAAUCAGGAUCUGGAUUCACUGUUAAUUCUGCAGAUGACCAACAUGUGGAGGGCAGCAGGUCUGGGUCUUGUGAGCCUGCUGAGGAGCAAAAAAGCAAAAACACACAAGAUGAUUCACCAGAACAAGGACAACUGGAGGCUAAAGAACCUCUAAAAGUGCCUGUCAGCAACAGUCAAACUAGUGGCUUUAAUUCAGGGAAAGAUGAAGUGCCAGAGCAUUUAAAGGAGGCUGAACUCUCCACAGCUGUAAGUGACCCUCACGCUUCGAAAGGAGCCAAAGAAAACGAACAAUUAGACACCAGCAGUAUGCUGACAAAGCUGCUUUUUGUUCCAAGUUGCCAGCUCCUUGCAAAAGAGAAGGAUUUUACAAAAGACUUGUCAAAUCAUACACCUGCCACAGGCAUUCCUGCUAGCCCACAGAAAUGUGAAAAAGAGUUCAAAAUGUGCAAUAAUGGAAAUGUAGCAGGAAAAGAAGUAAAUGAGAAGGGAGGGAAAACACCCGAGAUCAAAAUAUGUCUGAGAAGUGUGAAAGAAAAUAAAGGGUGUACACUGAAUAUUGCCAGCCUUUUAACCCCUAAAAUAAGUUACAACACCGUUAACACACUUAGAGCAGCAGGUGAUGCCAAAUGCCACAUUUUGUCUGCAUCAGAUAAGACCCCAAACUUUGCAGUAAGAGACAUACGAGACACCAAAUGUAAGUUUCAGACACCCAUAUAUCAGGUCAGAGAUGUGCGGAAAUUAGUAAAAAGUUCAUAUCGUUUUGUGUCUCUCGAUAAUGUUGAAAGUAAAUGCUCUACCGCACCUUCAGCAGCAGCAGAUAAACUUGAUGAUAAGGCCAAAAAAGAAAUAGUUAAGCACCUAUUACCCAGUCCUAUUGUAAUUAAGUGCCAUUCUGUAAAAACUAACAACAAACAGGCAGGAGAGGCAUCACAGAAACAAACUGAUACAGGCAGGUCAUCCCCCAAAGUCUCAUGUGAAACAUCCCAGUGUGAAACUGCAACAUCACUUAGCUCAACUAGCAGGGUUCCUGUGGCAACCAAGCAGAUAUAUCCUGACCAAUCAGAAAUUCAACCCAAUACUGAAAGCAAACUGAUAAAACAGAGGAUAGAGAAGUUUUCAGGUGAGUCGGCCGAGAGGAGAAAUGAACCGGUAAUACCAAAACAGGCGGCGUUAGAGAAACUUAAAGCUGCAGUCAAAACUAUGGAGCAGCUUUAUGUUUUUGAUAGAAAUGAAUGGAAGCGAAAAAAUCAAGCUCCGCAGCCCAUCACAGGCAGCCACGUGCUUUCACUUAUUGCCAGUGAGGAACAAGGUGUAGAGGAGCUGGAGGCAGCAGCAGGGAGUAUCCGAGUAACUGACAUAGACAGGGUUCCUCAGUCAACAGUAAAUGCACCAUCAUUAUCAUCAGAAACACAUAAGCUACAAGAAGUGAAAGGGUCUAUGAAUAUUAUACAUGUUCCAUAUAACAAUGACACCUUCAAAACACAGUCGCAGCAAAACAAAACAUUUAGCAACAAAAGCGUGCUUCAUUUUGGAAAUGGCAAUAAGGCACAUAUCAGUAUUAGUUCAGUUAGUAACUCUAUCCCACAAAGCUCUGUGCUGCAAACAUCAUCGACUAUGAAAAGCUCAAAGACACCAGUGGCUCCACUCUCAGUGAAAAUAGAGCCACCGAAACAUGGGCAGGUGGAGCAAGGAAAGGUCAAAAUCACUCAGACUAAUCCCACAGUCACACAGGCCUGCUCUGACUCUGAGAACUAUUUAACCAUACCAGGGCUGGGGUACACACACGAAAUCAAGCUGCUGAAUAGAGAACCAGGUACUAAGGAGGUGAAUUUAAGCAUAAGCCCAGCUCAUGUGGGCGACACAAAGAGACCUGAGCAGUCAGACCAGAAAAGGUCUCCGCUGAUCAUGGAGUAUCCAGCCUCCACCAUCUACCAUCACCCAGCAGUAGCAGGGCUACAACAGCAGCAUGUGCUGUGUUUCUCCCCCUCGGUCCCUACAGUGUCACCAACACCUUCAGGAGGAGAAACAAUCCCACAAACUCAGAGGAAGAUGCUUUUGGACCCCACUACGGGACAUUAUUACCUGGUGGACACUCCCAUACAUGCCACUACCAAGCGACUAUUUGACCCAGAGACAGGCCAGUAUGUGGAUGUACCCAUGUCGCACUCGCCUGUGGCCCCUGUCACCCCUGUCACCCCUGUCACCCCUGUUACCCCUGUCACUCCUGUCACCCCCGUGCCUCUCUCUUUGUCCCCCCUGGCUUGUGCACCCACCUACAUGAUCUACCCGGGGUUCAUCCCCUCGCCCACGCUGCCAGCCCACCCAAUGCUGCCACCGUCGCCAUGUCACUCUGAAGAGGCAGGUGGGGAAAAAGUAAAAAACGCCCGGCUCUCUGGGCAGGAAACUAACUCCACGGCCACUGAGCGUGCAUAUUACAGUGCAACAGGUGAGGCUCCACAAGGGCCGCUGCAGCUUCCUGUGAGUUUGGGACAUGUGACCGCCAGAGGAUCUGCGGUGAGCUCUGAGAGGAAGCCAGUUAUCAGCAUCACAACACAACAAGGUCCAAGAAUCAUCGCCCCUCCUUCCUUUGAUGGAACAACAAUGAGCUUUGUGGUGGAGCAUCGGUGACCAAGAGAACAUCACAUAUGUAAAAGAAUCUGCCUUCACUCACUUUAGGAGCUGUUUUCAACACCAGCCCUCCAGACUUCAUCUUAUCUACCCCUACAGCAACUUCCACAACCAACAAUAUCUAUCCACUUUGUUGUGUUAUUUGUCCUUGCAGCAGAUGUUACUGUAUUCUGUAUGCAACGCAGCACUUUGUAGGUUAAAAACAUUUAGCCAUGUCCUCUGGUUGAUGCUCUGCCACUUUGUUUUAUGAAUCUGCUUUGUAAUAUUUUCCUUUCAGCUGCUGUCUAGUAUUCUGAUCUCCAUUAAAAUGUUGUUUGGACAGAGCAGCAAGUCUGUUCAAAAGGAAACAAGACAGGUCUUCUUUCACAAUGUCAUCAUCCACACUAUUGCUUAGUGCAGUUUAAUGUUGCCAUACACAGUAUUGAAAGCAAGACUAUGUUUCUUUUAAAAGCAGACAAUCUUUUACAAGUAAAAUGGUGAAUUCAGAAUCAACAAAAUACUGCUCUGAAAAGUUCAUUCAGGGGUUUUGCUGCUGCAACAUCUCAAAUCAUAGAAUCAUAUCAUAGAAGCUACUGAUCCGUGGUAGCCCCCACCUAUGGCUAUUAGUUUGAUUAAUUAUCAAAAGAAGGUUCUUCCGAAGAGAACAGAACACUGGAUUACAGCUAUCUGGCCUCAAAUGUAAUAUAUGAUGUAUUUGCCCCUGCAUCUAGAGAAAUGUUAUCAUUUUCAUCACAUCCAAGAUAUAAGUUCAUAAUAUACAUGAAAUAACCUCUUCACAUAUUUGUACAUAUGUGAAAUGUAUUUUGUAUGGGGUAGAUAAAUGUCAGUAUAUGAAAUACAAUUCCAAUUUUUAAUGUUUUUUAUACAGUAUGUACAUUCAUGUUUUCACUUCAUAUGUAUACAUAUUUCACAUACUGGCAUUAAAUCUGUGCAUAUGUGUGAUAUAUGCAGAUAUUGCAUUUGCUUGAGGCAGAAUUGUUAAAAAAAAAUUGGAUCUGAACAAAGAACUCAACCAAUAGUUUACCUGAUUUCCCAUGAACCACUUCAACCCAAGCAUAGAUAAGUGGCUGAAAAAAGAUGGAGACCUGUAGAGCGCUUUUUAAAAUUUAUAUUGCAAUGUCUAUGGAGUGGCCCAAUAUUGUGUAAGUGCAUACACAGACACAAGUGAGAGAAAACGUUUUGUUUACGUUUUCUUUAAAAUUUUGGAAUUCAGCUACUGAUAUUGAAAGCCAUAUCUUUAAAGUAAAAUAAAUGAUUCUUUAUCAUGUGACUGUCCUUGGUGUCACAUGUGCUGCUGUCUAGCAAAAGUAAACUGGUCUUGCUUUAAUUUACACAGAGAUAAUUUAUUAUGUUUUAGGGAAUAAAAUCCAUAAUUUCCAGAGUUUUCUGCGAACAGGGACCAUUUGUCUGCACUGACCUUUAAGAACACCAUUAAUUGUGGAGUAAAUGUUAAUCCAAGUCAUUCUUACAGUAAACUCAAUCAGAAUAAAUACGAUUAUUGCAUUUACAAAUAUCUAUAUCUUAAUAUGGCCCAAGAUAAGAGUAUUUUUAGCCUAAUAAAUGUCUGACAUUGCUGCUGUAUCAACAGCAGUGUUUUUCUCCUUCACAGUGACAUUUGUGUGAGGACGUGCUGUCGACUGAUGCUCUACUUGAAGUAUGUGCAUCCUGUGUUUCAUCACUCACAAAAUGCUGAUAAUCUCUGCACAGCUGUUUGCUGUAUGAAGUGGUGUAUGUUAUGUAAAAGCACACUCCUUGUAGACUACAGUGUGAGGAAAAGUGUGUUGUUGGAGCUGGGACUCAGGUUUAGCUGUGUACUUAGAUCAGUAUUUCUAAGUACUAAUGUGGCUAAUGAGUCAGAGCCAGCUGAGACAUUUAGGGGAUAACUUCCUCUAUUAGUGUUGGUUUAUUUUACACGUUUGUGUAAUGAGAUGGGAGUUUGUGCAUGUGUGUGGCUGAAUGUGUCUGUGUUUGUGACUUUGAGUUAUGCCAGGCAUUUCAACAUUAUGUGAGUGUACAACAAGGAGUCAUGUUACUUCACUGAAGACGCACAUGGUACGUGUGUUGCGUGUGUCUUCACAUUUAACAACAUAGCGGCGUCAUUUUUUUCAUGUUUAAACUCCUUCACCUCCUUUGCCUGAAUGUUUCUGAGUUACCAAAACUACACAUUAACAUUAACUCCUUCUUUGCUACUGCCUUCGGUACAGAGAUUUUUUUUUUUUUUUCUCUUUACUGUCUCUUGUUUCCUUUUGAAUAUGCACUAAAGCAUCAUGGGUCACUGUGCUGUACUUGACUCAGUAAUACCAGCAUCCUUUGCAGGAUUCAUGUAGACUAUAGGCUGCUUCAUUUUUUUUUUUUUUUUAGCUUGUUUCAAAACUAAACACAUACUGAAGGUAUUUGGAGCUGCUGGUCAGUCUAUGUACCUUAACUCUGUAAGUACAUGUUGUUGUACCACUGCAACAGCAGAAUUUGUAUGAAAUACCCUCUAAGUUGAUUUUGUCAUAAAUUAUAUGAAUUCAUGGAGUGAUUUGGAAGAUUUGUUGUUAACUGUGCAGUAGACUGGACAUAGAUUGCUCUUAAUGUUGAGAGCAAAAAGUGAUGUUGCAACGUUUAAUGCAUUUUAGAGUCAAAAUGUAACUUGUAACAUGUAGUAUAUAUUCAUAAUUGGCUCAUAUUUAAAUUAAUCAUUGUGAGUUAUUUGCUCAUGAGGUAUUAAAGAACAGUGCAAGUAAAAAUAUACAUAAAUUUAGAAAAUCAAUGAAGGGUUCAGCCAUAAAUCAAAGCAAAAAUACUACAAAUGUGCCACCAUCGUUGUUAAGCUAUUAGUGAUCCAAUCCUUACAUAUGUUUUAUUAAUCUUUAUAUGUAUUUUUACUGCUGGUGAAAUUGUGGAGCAAGUAUAUUUUACCAACAUGUUGUCCGGUGGUUGCAGAUGUUAGAUGCAAACGAACUUGUCAUUUAGAUAUCUAAUGAAGAUUUUAUUUGAGUAGAAAAAUAAUGUAAAUUAACAUCUGUUUCCAGUAAACCAGCUGUUCCCAAGUUGUCUGUAGUAAUGACACCCAAUCCCCCAUAAUCCAUUUCUUAAAUGACCUUUAUCUGUAGCAAUUAUAUACUUGAUGCACUUAUCACUAUUUUGUCACUGACACUGACAGCAAUGAAUGGCUGCAAACAAAGGAGCACUGAAUGGAUUUAUUAAAUGUAUUGUUUUCCAGUAAAUAUUACCCCAAAAUGCACUGUAACAUAUAUAUAAUAUUUGUUUUAAAAGAUUCAUUCAGAUGUCCUUCAACAAACCUGCUGACUUAAAAGUUAAACAGGAGAAAAGACUAUUAAAGCUUGCUUUUGUGUAAAGACUGAUGGUUAAAUGAAGGUGAGGUGGUUUGAGACAAGUGCAUAUAUGAAUGUUAAAAAAGGGGAUGAGUGAAAUACAGUCAGUGGUUGUAAAGUGAAAUAGCUGUAAUGUGAAUGUUUUGCAUGAAAUAUCAACUGCAUUGCAUGACUGCCCCAGAAAAAGACGGAGGUCAGGAUGAAAGUGGAGAGAUACCUUGAAAGGAGAAGUAAGUGCUGUGUUUGCACUUACAAGCUUUGAAGUAAUGAACAUGAUGAAUGAGUGUAAUGUAGACUGACAAGGCUACAUAUGGUUGCAAUAAAUUCAAAACGCAAGCUACCAAACAUGUUUAGUGUCCAUUUAAAUAAAUUUUACAUCUUUUUGUUUUUGGAAUAGUACUGUCAAACAUUAACCAUGAUCAAAAAAAUAAAAAAAAACUCAGUAGAGAAACUAAAUCAUAGAUAAUCAAAUCAGAUUUUUGGUUCCAGAUAUCAUAUCCACGCAGUAUGAACUGAUGAAUUGAAAAUGUAAAAUGUGUCCUUUUUGAUUCACUACAAAGUGGCACUAAAACCAAUCAUUUAAUAUAAACAAACAUUUAGAUUAAUAUUAGAUUACGAUGUUGGCCAGCAAAGCAUUUGACUAUAUUUACAGAAAUAAAUAUUAUGUCCAAUCAUAUGGAGUAUUUACCUCGCUUCCUUUAUUUAUGCACAGCUUUUCAUCAUACAUUUCAAUUUUGCUGACUUGAUUAACUUUUUUUAACAAUUAAUGUUUACUUUGAUGCAUUUACAAGCUAUAGUAGCCAU
Molecule: messenger RNA, 8647 nt
Organism: Sphaeramia orbicularis (orbiculate cardinalfish)
Lineage: Eukaryota; Metazoa; Chordata; Actinopteri; Kurtiformes; Apogonidae
Exons: 2
Coding region: 30-4523 (1497 amino acids)
Source: RefSeq, a predicted model, not a curated record